CAAUACUAUUCCUGCAUUGAACCUGAAUUUGGCCUUCAAUGGAGUCCAAAUCAAAAUCAAAGUUCAAGCCAAACUUGACGAACUCCACCAAAGAAAAAACAAUUAAAAAUGAAAGAGAAGUGGGGUCAACUGUAGCCUGCCUGCCCGAUCAAUCAAUCUUUCUUCCAAUUCCAAUCAACCGAGAAGUCCGGCCAUUGUUGUAAUUCAUCAAACCAAACUAACGCGUUUUCUUUAACAUUACCUCAACUCUUUUGUCUGAACCAUCUUCAUUAAUAAAAUACUCUCACUACAAAUCUUCCUCUGAUAUGAACUAGGCUCCCAUGUCCUCCCCACAUUCUUCUUCUUUUAAUCCCAUCUUUUAUCCUUCUUCUUCCUCUUUUCAACCAAGUCAAACCCGCUUGGGAAACUGAAACUUUGGUUCUCUUUUCAACAUCUCUAUGUUUCCUCACCUUUGGUAUUUUAGCUUUUACUUGUUCUAUUUUGUUCUGCGCUGGAAUCUAACUUUUUCUUUUUUACUUUAGUCAAUUUGAAUUGAACUAAUCUCUAUUUUUUGUUGUUUUAGUGUUAAGACAGAUUCAAUAACUAAUUAAUUGUGGAGUUGAUUGGUUGACUUUUAUCUGGGUUGAUUAGUUUUGUUGAAUGAAUCUUGUUUUACCUUAGUUAAGUUGGUUAAUCUUAUUCUUUUUGCUUGCAAUAUAGCAUAUACAUUGAAUUGUUAAUAAAUUUGGUGAAGGUUAUAUUUUUAUUGACUUUCUCCAUAAGUGAUAUUAUUCAAGGUUUGGAUUUUGUUAUUUUUCAUAAUGUUUAGUUUUAGAAGGUUUAGAUCUAUUCUAGGUUCUGUGAAGAGAUUCAAUAGAAUAAGAUUUUGAUGCAAGCAAGUAGUGGUAGUGUUUAGAAGGUAUCUAUUGAGGGUAGCUUUUCAAUGGGGAAUACGUGUGUAGGACCUAGCAUUUCCAAAAAUGGAUUUUUUCAAUCAAUUUCCGCUGCAAUGUGGCAAUCACGGUCACCGGAGGAAUCGGUUUCUAAUAAUAACCAUGGUAAUGCGGAACAUGUUGUUGAGGGAACAGCUCAGGAACCUGAAUCCCCGUUGCCAGUUCAAAACACACCCCCAGAACAUGUGACAAUGCCUAAAGAAGAUAAUAAACCUGAAACCAAACCAGAAGAUCCCCCAAAACCAAAGAAAGGACCUCAAAUGAAGAGGGUGUCAAGUGCAGGACUCAGGACUGAAUCAGUCUUACAGACGAAAACAGGUAACUUUAAGGAAUUGUACAGUUUGGGGAGGAAACUAGGACAAGGCCAGUUCGGUACGACCUUCCUGUGUGUGGAAAAGGGAACCAAUAAAGCGUAUGCAUGCAAAUCAAUUGCGAAGAGGAAGUUGUUAACUGACGAAGAUGUGGAGGAUGUAAGGAGGGAAAUUCAGAUAAUGCAUCACUUGGCGGGUCAUCCGAAUGUUGUAUCAAUCAAAGGGGCUUAUGAGGAUGCAGUUGCAGUUCAAGUUGUUAUGGAGCUAUGUGCUGGUGGUGAGCUUUUCGAUAGGAUUAUUCAACGCGGUCACUAUACUGAAAGAAAGGCUGCUGAGCUUACGAGAACUAUAGUUGGGGUUGUGGAAGCUUGUCAUUCUCUUGGGGUGAUGCAUCGUGAUCUUAAGCCUGAAAACUUUCUUUUUAUCAGUCAGGAGGAGGAUUCACAUCUCAAGACAAUUGAUUUUGGGUUAUCGAUAUUUUUUAAACCAGGGGAAAAGUUUACCGAUGUUGUUGGUAGCCCAUAUUAUGUAGCUCCAGAAGUUCUCAAAAAGCGUUAUGGCCCAGAAGCAGAUGUUUGGAGUGCUGGUGUGAUCCUUUACAUCCUAUUAAGUGGAGUGCCACCCUUUUGGGCAGAGUCUGAGCAAGGAAUAUUUGAACAGGUUCUGCAUGGUGAUCUUGACUUUGACUCAGAACCUUGGCCCGGAAUCUCUGAGAGCGCAAAAGAUUUAGUGCGGAAAAUGCUUAUUCGAGACCCUAGAAGACGGCUAACUGCACAUGAAGUUUUAUGCCACCCUUGGGUACAAAUUGAUGGUGUGGCUCCUGACAAGCCUCUAGAUUCAGCAGUCCUUAGUCGCUUGAAGCAAUUUUCUGCUAUGAAUAAGCUCAAGAAAAUGGCUCUUCGAGUGAUUGCAGAGACUCUAUCUGAAGAAGAAAUAGCUGGUCUUAAAGAAAUGUUCAAGAUGAUAGAUACGGAUGACAGUGGACAGAUCACUUUUGAAGAACUUAAGGCUGGAUUAAAAAGGGUUGGAGCUAACCUUAAGGAGUCUGAAAUUUAUGAUCUCAUGCAAGCUGCUGAUGUUGAUAACAGUGGAACGAUUGAUUAUGGAGAGUUCAUAGCUGCAACAUUGCAUCUGAAUAAAAUUGAGAGAGAGGAUCAUCUAUUUGCUGCUUUUUCGUAUUUUGACAAGGAUGGAAGUGGCUACAUUACUCCAGAUGAGCUUCAACAAGCUUGUGAGGAAUUUGGCAUAGAAGAUGUUCGCCUGGAAGAAAUGAUCCGAGAAGUUGAUCAAGACAAUGACGGACUCAUAGAUUACAACGAAUUUGUGGCCAUGAUGCAAAAAGGAAAUGUUGCAGGCACUCCCAAGAAAGGCCUGCAAAAUAGUUUCAGCAUUAACUUAAAAGAAGCACUAAAACUAUAGAAGUGUAGACAGUGGGUGAGUUCUCAGUUUCUUUUCUUGUUUGAUUUUUAAAGAUCUAAGGUUGUAUAGAAAAUUGAAAUUGCUCAUCUGAGAAGCAGAUAGAGGCCUUCCCGACAUGCAUCAGCUGAUUUCAUUCAAAAUUUCAUUUUAUAUGAAUUUUGCGACCAAAAGCAACAUUAUAUUGACGGAUAUUUUUUGUGGCGGAAUAACUUGAAUUGUUCUUUGAUAUAUUUACCAGUCAUAUUGAACCAUCCAA
Mangifera indica (mango) is the source of this 2918-nucleotide messenger RNA. Its product is annotated as calcium-dependent protein kinase 1-like. Gene Ontology annotation, molecular function: calcium-dependent protein serine/threonine kinase activity; ATP binding; calcium ion binding. Lineage: Eukaryota; Viridiplantae; Streptophyta; Magnoliopsida; Sapindales; Anacardiaceae. The coding region runs from base 923 to 2662 and encodes 579 amino acids. Gene Ontology annotation, cellular component: cytoplasm; nucleus. Gene Ontology annotation, biological process: protein autophosphorylation; intracellular signal transduction; peptidyl-serine phosphorylation. The record is from RefSeq and is a predicted model, not a curated record. The transcript is spliced from 7 exons.